Molecule: messenger RNA, 2442 nt
Organism: Aureobasidium pullulans EXF-150
Lineage: Eukaryota; Fungi; Ascomycota; Dothideomycetes; Dothideales; Saccotheciaceae
Exons: 2
Coding region: 1-2442 (813 amino acids)
Source: RefSeq, a predicted model, not a curated record
AUGACUGAUAAUCAGGACACGAAGCCUGCGCGUUAUCGCUCCCAGCGAAAGGCGCCGGCGACGUCUACACCACAAACGACUACCGAUUCAGGUCUGGGUAGAAGCAGGUCUCGCUACCACCACAACCGCCAAAAUGCUGCACAAUCUCAAGAGCAACCUCUCGCCGAGGCCACAAACGAACAAACCAUUUAUCCGAGUAGAUCUCGGUCGACUCGACGUAGAUUCGAGACGGAAACUGGAGCGACUGCCGGGUCAGCCGACGACGACGAUGACCGUCAAUAUGGAAGCAUGCGUUCAUCACAUCACAAGAGCUUGGAGCAGUCAGAUUCUCCUCAUGAAGUGGAUCCAAUGGCGUACGCAAUGGCUCAGGCACCAACCCGAAUCCGCGCAAAAGCUGAGGCCUACAUACCUGAUCAGGAAGCGGGUGAUGUUUCGGCUGAAGAGACGGCUCGAUGCUUUGGAGGCCUCUUUGGUAGAAAAAAGAAGAAGAAGAACAAGGCCAACAGAGCUGCAAAGACACCGCUUGCUCCUCGCCCUGCUACCAACAAGUUGGGCGAACCUCCAACCGUCAAGCCAGGAGGAGGCGGUAUAGUUCCUAUGACAGAUGCACCAUUGUCGGCUGCAAAUGUCCAGGGUAGACGUGUCACGAUCGAGUGUAAUGGGAAAUCCAUCAAUCUCCCAGUCACACCUACCACUUCAGCCUCUGAUCUGAUAGCAUCAGCCGCCAAUAUCAUGUCCGAAAACAUCGACCUCCGAAAAUCAGUCCUUCUCGAAAACUUCCACUCAGUGGGCAUAACAAGGCCGCUGAGACGAUACGAACACGUCAAAGACGUUAUGAACUCCUGGGACGAGGACCGCGCCAACUCUCUCAUGAUUGUGCCUGAGAAUGCCAUAGAGGCCGAUCCAAUGAAUCUCAGCGCCGCAAAUGCUCCCCGUCAGAAGCCAAGAGAGUCUGCUUUCCUGUUGAUGCAUUCCUCAAAACCUGGCAGUUGGGACAAACGCCUCAUCACCAUUCAUCAAGAUGGUCAAGUCACUAUGGCCAGACCGGACAAAGAGACUGACACCACAAACAUUUGUCAUCUAACAGACUUCGACAUCUAUAACCCAACAGCUAGCCAAUUGAACAAGAAGAUAAAACCUCCAAAGAAGAUAUGCUACGCUAUCAAGAGUCAGACAAAGUCCAGCAUGUUUAUUCUUAAGGAGUCGAUUUAUGUCCACUUCUUCUGUACAUCAGAGCGCACACUUGCAACCAGUUUCUACGAUGCCGUCCAGAGCUGGCGCAGUUGGUACCUAGUCAAUGUCUUGGAAGAAGGCAAGGCGACUAAGACUCCGGAAUUGGGACGAUCGGCCAGUAAAGCGACAAAACAAUCAAAGCAAUCGUCUCAUACCCAACAACCCUCGACUGGAUCUAUGGAUGCUCACUAUCAGCUUGGCACUUUCAAACCAGCCAUGGACCUUGAGAACUUCGAGAGACCUUCCUCAUCCAGAGGUCAGGAUACCACAGCUGGAGCGUCGCUGGGUCUCAACUCUUUCAGUAACAAUGCUCCCGCUCGAAAGCCUUCAGUGCGUGAGCGCACGAGUCAUCCUGUGUCGUUAUCUAAGCAACAACAGCUAGCAGAUGAUGAGCCGCUUGUCAACCUAGCAAGCAAUAGAAGACCUUCGUUAGACAACGAGGCUGCAGAACGAGAGGCGUUUACUAGUGAAGGUCUGCUGGGCAGAAGCUACUCGACUCGCCAAAAGAUGGCUGCAGAAAAAGAGGCAGCCGCUAAGAACCCUUGGGUCACUGGUCCUUCGCUACUCAGUGGUGACCAAGCAGAAGGACUCAAUCGUCAGACCUCUGUCAAGCGCACAGGCUCAACUCGCCGCACUAAUGGCACGGAACUCAGACAUCGCCCGUCUACUCGUGAGCGCCUUAUGGCAGCCGAUGAUGGAUUGAAGCGAUCCGGCUCAACUCGUGCAAAAGAGCCAUCGAAGCCGCUAGUCGAUCUUACACCCACCUACCAACCUCCGCCUCAACACUUCAAGAAGGGCAAGGGCUUCCACCCUGACCAAGUCGGACCCGGCGGAUUAAUUGACAACGCAACAACUCCAGAUCAACCCUACUACAUUCCCCCAGCUCAAGACUGGCGUGGUGGAAGAAACCACUCUCCUGCGGCCGCCAAUGCAGGCGUCAGUCGUCAACGCUCACUCGCCCACAGACCAGGGCCCGAAACCACAGACGAAGCCUUCACCGGAAGCGGCCUCCUGAACAAUUCGCGAGGUGGCUACACUGGUAAGGCCUCCGUUGGUCGAGGUGUCAUGAGCGGCAACAGAAAUUCCCGCGAGCCCAUGCUCGAUGUAUCUGAAGAAGGCAGAUAUGUCCCUGGCAGUCUUCUUAAUCAGGUAGCUAGAGCGGAGAGAGAAGAAGGUAGAGGUGGACCGAUCAUUGAUCGCAGCAAGUAA